AUGUCCUCCUCCUCCUCCUCUCCAGUGCGGGACCUGGCGAAGCAGGACCCUUCCAAGGCCAUUGCCAGUUAUCAAAAGAUUCUCUCAUCCGGCCCGGGCUCUACGGAGGCCUCAUCGCGAGACUACGAACAUGCAUUGAUUGGAUUGGGACAGCUUUACCGCGAUGCUAAGAAGCCGCAAGAGAUUGCCGAACUCAUCAAGACCAGCCGGGAUACCUUCUCGUCGUUUGCCAAGGCAAAGACCGCUAAGCUGGUUCGCCAGCUUUUGGACCUCGUCAGCGAAAUCCCGAACACUCUCGACCUCCAAAUUACCGUUAUCCAGUCAUGCAUAGAAUGGGCCGUCGCCGAGCGACGGUCUUUCCUGCGCCAGAACCUCCAGGCACGGAUGGUCGCGAUCUAUAUGCAGAAGCAGCAAUAUUACGAUGCUUUAACUCUGAUCAACUCUUUGCUCCGGGAGUUGAAGCGACUGGAUGAUAAACUCAUGCUGGUGGAGGUGCAGCUUCUCGAAUCCCGAGUAUACCAUGCAUUGGGUAAUCAGGCCAAGGCACGCGCAGCGCUGACAGCCGCGCGAACAUCAGCUGCCUCUGUCUACACACCACCUAAUCUACAGGCUGGACUUGACAUGCAGAGCGGUAUGCUGCACGCAGAGGACAAGGACUUCAACACGGCAUUCUCCUACUUCAUUGAGGCUUUGGAGGGAUACAACUCGCUUGACGAGGGCGAGUUGGCUACCGCGGCACUGCAGUAUAUGCUGCUCUGCAAGAUUAUGCUCAACCUAGUGGAUGAUGUUACCCAACUCUUGGGGUCCAAGCAAGCCCAGAAAUACGCCAGCCCACGCUUGGAGGCUAUGAAGUCUGUUGCGCGGGCUCACUCCAACCGAUCAUUGGAGGACUAUGAGAAGGCCCUUUCCGACUACCGGUACGAGCUUGGCAGCGACACUUUCAUUCGGAAUCACCUGCGUCGCCUGUACGAUGCUAUGCUGGAGCAGAACUUAAUCAAGGUCAUUGAGCCCUUCAGCCGGGUAGAACUCGACCACAUCGCCAAGAUGGUGGGCCUGGAUACCCAACAAGUGGAGCGGAAGUUGUCACAGAUGAUCUUGGAUAAGGUGAUCAUCGGUGUGUUGGAUCAAGGCUCAGGCUGCCUGAUUGUGUAUGACGAAACAGAACGCGACCAGGCCUACGAUGCCGCAUUGGAGACCAUUGAGAAGCUCAGCAAUGUGGUGGAAGGUCUGUAUACUAACCAGGCCUCGCUCCUGGAGUAG
Messenger RNA from Penicillium chermesinum, 1260 nucleotides. RefSeq names its product proteasome regulatory particle lid subunit RPN6. Gene Ontology annotation, molecular function: structural molecule activity; protein binding. The transcript is spliced from 3 exons. Gene Ontology annotation, cellular component: proteasome regulatory particle, lid subcomplex. Bases 1 to 1260 code for a protein of 419 amino acids. The record is from RefSeq and is a predicted model, not a curated record. Lineage: Eukaryota; Fungi; Ascomycota; Eurotiomycetes; Eurotiales; Aspergillaceae. Gene Ontology annotation, biological process: ubiquitin-dependent protein catabolic process.